UUCCCGGAGGGUCCACAUGGGUCGGGCCGGGCGCGCUCCCGUGCAGCCGGCUCCGGCCCGGACCGCCCCAUGCGCUCUCCCUCCCGGCCCUGGCGCAGGCGCAGGCGCGGGCACACGCGCCGCCGCCCGCCGGUCCUUCCCUUCGGCGGAGGUGGGGGAAGGAGGAGUCAUCCCGUUUAACCCUGGACUCCCCGAACUCUCCUUAAUUUGCUAAAUUUGCGGCUUGCUAAUUCUUCCUCCUUUCUCUUCCCUUCCUUCCUUCUGGCUCACUCCCUGCCCCGAUAGCAAAGUCUGGUUUAUAUUCAAUGCAAAUUGGAGCAAACCCUACCCUUCACCUCUCUCCCGCCACCCCCUAUCUUUCUACAUUGCUUUCCAUCGAACUCUGCAAAUUUUGCAAUAGGGGGAGGGAUUUUUAAAAUUGCAUUUGCAAAGUUCGGUGUCUGGGCUGGCGAGUGGGGGAGGAAGGGAAUGGGGAGUAGGCCCCGCCCCUACCGUCCUUUGCAAAUAAAAAUCUAGCGGGGCGGGGGGGGAGGAGCAGGAAGUGGCGGUGCGAGGGCUGCUGCACAGCGAGCAGAGCCGCGGUCCGGACGGCAGCGCGUGUCUCGAGCUCUCCGCCUCCCCCCGCCCGCCAGCCGAGGCAGCUCGAGCCCAGCCCGCGGCCCCAGCAGCAGCGCCGAGAGCAGCCCCAGUAGCAGCGCCAUGGCCGGGUGGAACGCCUACAUCGACAACCUCAUGGCGGACGGGACCUGUCAGGACGCGGCCAUCGUGGGUUACAAGGACUCGCCCUCCGUCUGGGCCGCCGUCCCCGGGAAAACCUUCGUCAACAUCACGCCAGCUGAGGUGGGUGUCCUGGUUGGCAAAGACCGGUCAAGUUUUUACGUCAAUGGGCUGACACUUGGGGGCCAGAAAUGUUCGGUGAUCCGGGACUCACUGCUGCAGGAUGGGGAGUUUAGCAUGGAUCUUCGUACCAAGAGCACCGGUGGGGCCCCCACCUUCAAUGUCACUGUCACCAAGACUGACAAGACGCUAGUCCUGCUGAUGGGCAAAGAAGGUGUCCACGGUGGUUUGAUCAACAAGAAAUGUUAUGAAAUGGCCUCCCACCUUCGGCGCUCCCAGUACUGACCUCGUCUGUCCCUUCCCCUUCACCGCUCCCCACAGCUUUGCACCCCUUUCCUCCCCCAUACACACAUACACCAUUUUAUUUUUUGGGCCAUUACCCCAUACCCCUUAUUGCUGCCAAAACCACAUGGGCUGGGGACCAGGGCUGGAUGGACAGACACCUCCCCCUACCCAUACCCCUCCUGUGUGUAGUUGGAAAACUUUUUUGUUUUUUGGGUUUUGUUUUUUUUUUUUCUGAAUAAAAAAGAUUCUAACAA
This is a messenger RNA of Chlorocebus sabaeus (green monkey), 1376 nucleotides long. NCBI's taxonomy places the organism in Eukaryota, Metazoa, Chordata, Mammalia, Primates, Cercopithecidae. The record is from RefSeq and is a predicted model, not a curated record.